AAGAAGUCUGCCAUGAGGUCCCAGAACUCCACCCUCUCUCUACAUACAGCUUUGGUGCGUCCCCCAUUUUUUUUCAUUAAUGGUUUGAAUAACAUACCCCAUGCCAAAUUCUACUAUGUUUUCUUGUGCUUUGUUUUCGUGGUCUCUGUGUUGGGGAACUCCUUUGUCAUGCUAAGUAUAUACACGGAGCGCAGUUUUCACACCCCAAAGUAUAUGGGCGUUUUUAAUUUGGCUGUAGCUGACUUGGGUGAAAGCACUUCUCUAAUUCCAAAUUUAAUGGCAAUGUUUCUUUUUGAUUCCCAGUACAUCUCCUAUGAUGCUUGUUUCGCAAACAUGUUUUUUGUUUUUUUCUUCAUGGGUUUGCAGUCUCUCACUCUUACCAUUCUGGCAUAUGAUAGAUUGGUGGCAAUAUGCUUUCCACUGAGAUACCAUGCCAUUGUCACAAUGCCAGCCAUCGCUGUGAUGUUAGCAGUGGUGUGGGGAAUUACUGCACUUUUCAUUAUUUCAUUAGUUAGCUUAAUUACCAGGUUGUCCUUUUGUAAAUCCAUAGUGGUAAAAAGCUACUUCUGUGAUCAUGGACCCAUUUUCCGUUUGGCAUGCAAUGACAAUCUGCCAAAUUAUAUAAUGGCACAUGCUAGCUCAAUAUUGUUCCUUUAUUUACCAUUAAUUUUCAUUGUACUCUCAUAUGUGUGUAUUGCUCAUGCCCUGUUUAAAAUAGCUUCAUGGGAAGGGCGAUUUAAAGCCAUUAAGACUUGUUCUGCACACCUAAUGCUAGUUGCUCUAUAUUAUUUUCCAGUGCUGGGCAUCUACUUUACUGCACUAGCUUCUACAGUUCAGCCAAAUGUCAGGGUAAUGAGUACAUCACUGGCAAAGGCCAUUAGCCCAAUGAUGAACCCAAUCAUCUAUGUGCUGAACACAGAAGAAUUUAAGGAAUUCUCCAAAAGAAUUUUAAAAAUAAAAAUAAAAAACCCA
Molecule: messenger RNA, 972 nt
Organism: Conger conger (European conger)
Lineage: Eukaryota; Metazoa; Chordata; Actinopteri; Anguilliformes; Congridae
Product: olfactory receptor 1F1-like
Exons: 1
Biological process (GO): G protein-coupled receptor signaling pathway
Cellular component (GO): membrane
Molecular function (GO): G protein-coupled receptor activity; olfactory receptor activity
Source: RefSeq, a predicted model, not a curated record